AUGAAGCCACCCCUCACCCGUAGCCAAGAGCACUCACCGGAGAGCCAUCCAGCGCCGCUCGCCAUCGUCCAGGGGCCGGAACAGGGGAGGCUCGAUUGGAGCUCGGCCAACACGCAACACCAGCACGCGCGCCCGUCGCGAGCCCGACCACCGCGCUGCACGCAGCAGCAGAAGCUCACGCGCCCGCCGGCGAGGCGCCGCGCGCCGCCCGCGCCCGCUGGACCGCCAGAUCUGGCCGACCUCAGACCUCGCCGCCACCGCAGCCACGAGCGCGAGCCGCCCCGUGCAGCCCACCGCGCCGCCACCAAGCCCUCGCUACCCCGCCGACAGGGCCCGCCGCCGCGCCUCCGCAGCCCGCACCAGCGCGACGCACCGCCGUCCCGCGCCAAUAGCCUCCGAGCGGGGUUAAGAAGAGCCCCGCCGCCACCGGCGGCGGCGGGCUUUCCCCGACAGCGUAGUCCGGCGGCGGCGAGGGAGGGAAGGGACGAGGGGAGGCCCGAAGCCGGUCCAGUAAACUGA
Aegilops tauschii subsp. strangulata is the source of this 519-nucleotide messenger RNA. NCBI's taxonomy places the organism in Eukaryota, Viridiplantae, Streptophyta, Magnoliopsida, Poales, Poaceae. The record is from RefSeq and is a predicted model, not a curated record.